AUGGCGUCCUCCUGUAGGCAUGUAGGGCGACAGGUCUGUAAGACUGGGAGAAUAUUUAAUACCAACUUUAAGGAGACAUGGCAUCGCAGGUAUUUCGGACUGAGCCCUGCUGUCUGCCAGGAACCUGCGGCUGCUCUGUCAGAGGAAAUUGUUAUCCCACAGAAGAAAACAUGGAGUAAAGAGGCUGUGUUAGAAGCUCUGGCGUCCAUAGUGAACAGGGACCCCACCGCAUCACAUUAUAUGUUUCAGGAUGAUUCUUAUCUAACACCAAAAACAUCUGGGGAGUUUAAACUGUAUUCCUUAUCCCAGGAAUCGGGCAGAAAUGCUGCUAAGUAUUUCAUUAACACCUGCCCCAAGUACUUCCAGAAGGACUUUGCUGAACCUCAUAUUCCAUGUCUAAUGCCGGAGACGGUGGAGCUACAGAUAGAGGAGGUGUCCGAGGCAGCUCUUGUGGAGCGGAUCAAGCUUAGAAAGGUCAAGGCCGCAGUGGACAUGUACGAUCAGCUGCUCCAGGCAGGCACUCCAGUGUCUCUGGAUCUCACCAAUGACCUGCUGGAUCUGAUUUGUCUGUACGGCGAUCGGGAUCCAGUACGAGAUGAUGCACCAGAGCAGAGAACUGAAGAUCUGGUAGUGGAACCAGAUGACGGGAUGAGAAGAAAAGGACGACCGAGAAGAGCCUCCGACUUACUGAAGAUUGUAUGGAGGGAGAACAAUAACGCAGAAAGGAUCUUUAACCUGAUCUCGGAGCGAAACAGUCGGUCGUAUGCUGCUCUGAUCAGAGGCAUGGUGAAGUUUGGUGCUCAUGGCAAAGCUUUCAACGUUUACACAGACCUCCUGAACAACCGACUGACUGCUGAUGUGCACACCUUUAACGCUCUCAUCAGUGCUGUACCGGAGGUGAAGGACAAACACAGUGAAAAGUGGGACCAGAUCGUAGAGCUGCUGAAGCAGAUGGUCGAGCAGAAGGUGAAGCCCAACCUGCUGACGUUUAACUCCGUGCUGAAGGUUCUGCGACGAUGCGGCUCAUUAGGCAAAAUGCAGGCCUUCCCCAUCCUCAACGAAAUGAAGGCCCUCGGGAUUGAGCCCAGUUUGGCCACCUAUAAUCACAUCCUCAGCAUCUUUUAUAAAGCAGCUUCUUCAGCACAAGGACAUACUGAGAUCCUACAGGAAGUGCUAAAUGAGAUGGAGGGGAAGAGCUUCACCCCACAGGACCCAGAUGAUGUGCUGUUCUUCCCGAGUGCCAUGAGAGCUUGCUUGGACACUAAGGACAUGGAACAGGCUUACAGGGUGCACAGUCUGCUGGAAGUAGGGGACAACUGGAAACUUCUGGGAGAUUCUUACCAUCAGAGUGUCUACCAUGGCCGGUUCUUUAACCUGCUGUGUAUGAUGGAGCACAUCGACGUGGUGCUGAAGUGGUACAAGCAGCUCAUUCCUUCUCUGUACUACCCCAAUUCUCAGGGGAUGAGAGACCUGCUUCAGGCGCUCGAUACCGACAACAGAUUAGAUCUCGUUCCUCAGAUAUGGAAAGAUAUUAAACGGCUGGGUCAGGACAAUAAGACGGAGCUGCUGGAGGAGAUGCUGACCCUCAUGGCCCGAGAGAAGCAAAGCCCAGAGGUGCAGCAGGCGUUUGCAGAUUGCGCUCUGGACGUAAAGACUCUGUACACACAGACCGACCGGGUCAAAGCUCCACUGAGCUGGUCCGCAAGUUCCCUCAGCUGCAUCACGUCCAUCCUGCUGGCUGCAGAGAGAGCAUCAGAGGCCUGGGAAAUGUUGAAGCUGUUCAAAGUGAACAACAGAGUUCCGUCUGAGGACCUCAUGAAUGAGUUCUUGGAGUGUAUAAAGGUGAGCAAUGAUGCUCAGCGAGCUGUGGAGCUGGUCCAGAUCUCUGCCAGCUUCUGCCUGCCCGUCACCCCAAAACUCAUCGACCGAGUGCAGCAGGAGUUUGAGCUAACAGAGGAGCAAAAGAACAUCUUAUCAGAGUUGGAGUCUUCCACAGACAUGACUGAUUAAAACACAGUGGAUGUCAUUUGUUAAUGUCAAUGCAAUAAUAAAACACAACUGUAAACGUG
Molecule: messenger RNA, 2069 nt
Organism: Trichomycterus rosablanca
Lineage: Eukaryota; Metazoa; Chordata; Actinopteri; Siluriformes; Trichomycteridae
Gene: ptcd3
Product: pentatricopeptide repeat domain 3
Exons: 24
Coding region: 1-2010 (669 amino acids)
Biological process (GO): mitochondrial translation
Cellular component (GO): mitochondrion
Molecular function (GO): protein binding; ribosomal small subunit binding; rRNA binding
Source: RefSeq, a predicted model, not a curated record